Molecule: messenger RNA, 3736 nt
Organism: Peromyscus eremicus (cactus mouse)
Lineage: Eukaryota; Metazoa; Chordata; Mammalia; Rodentia; Cricetidae
Gene: B3galnt2
Product: beta-1,3-N-acetylgalactosaminyltransferase 2
Exons: 11
Coding region: 179-1579 (466 amino acids)
Cellular component (GO): membrane
Molecular function (GO): hexosyltransferase activity
Source: RefSeq, a predicted model, not a curated record
CUGAGGCGCGAGCUGAGGACACAGCGCCGGGUGCGGGCGCGGCGCGGGCGCGGGCGCGAGCUCGAGCGCGAGCCCUGCCGGUGGCUCUCGGUGCUCUUAGGUCCCCUCGCUCUCGGCCGGGACGCGGGAGAGAGCGGCGCGCGGCGGGGGCGCGAGGUGGUGCGGGCGGGGGCGGCCAAUGCGAAACUGGCUGGUGCUGCUGUGCCCGUGCGUGCUCGGGGCCGCGCUGCACCUCUGGCACCUCUGGCUGCGCUCCCCGCCGCCCCCCCGCGCCUCCGGGCCCGGCGCGGCAGGUCAAUCAGCCUUAUUUCCUCAGUGGAAAUUUAGUCACUAUGAUGUGGUAGUUGGUGUGUUAUCAGCUCGAAAUAACCAUGAACUUCGAAAUGUGAUUAGAAACACCUGGCUGAAGCAUUUGCUGCAACAUCCUACUUUAAGUCAACGUGUGCUUGUAAAGUUCAUAAUAGGUGCUCGUGGCUGUGAAGUGCCUGUGGAAGACAGAGAGGAUCCUUACUCCUGCCGUCUGCUCAACAUCACCAAUCCAGUUUUGAAUCAGGAAAUUGAGGCCUUCAGCUUUCCUGAAGAUGCCUCCUCAUCCAUACUCUCUGAAGACCGAGUUGUCAGCGUGAGCUUCCGAGUUCUCUACCCAAUUGUGAUUACCAGUCUUGGAGUGUUUUAUGAUGCCGGUGACGUUGGCUUUCAGAGGAACAUCACAGUCAAGUUGUAUCAGGCAGAGCAGGAGGAGGCCCUUUUCAUCGCUCGAUUUAGUCCUCCAAGCUGUGGAAUACAGGUGAACAAGCUAUGGUACAAGCCUGUGGAACAGUUCAUCUUACCAGAGGCUGGAGAAGGGGCAUUGCCUCAUGAAUUCAUGGAAGGUGUGGAGGGAGUUGCAGGUGGCUUUAUCUACACUGUUCAGGAGGGAGAUGCACUGUUACGAAGCCUCCAUUCGCGGCCCCAGAGACUCUCAGACCACGUACGGGAUUUGCGAGUGGAAGAUGCCUUACUGCAGGAGGAGAGCAGCGUCUAUGAUGACAUUGUCUUCGUGGAUGUUGUGGAUACUUACCGGAAUGUUCCUGCAAAAUUACUGGACUUCUAUAGAUGGACUGUGGAAACCACCAGCUUCAGUUUGCUGCUGAAGACAGAUGAUGACUGUUACAUAGACUUAGAAGCUGUGUUUAAUAGAAUUGCUCAGAAGAGUCUAGAUGGGCCUAAUUUUUGGUGGGGAAAUUUCAGGUUGAAUUGGGCAGUGGACAGAACUGGAAAGUGGCAGGAGCUGGAAUACCCCAGCCCAGCCUACCCUGCCUUUGCAUGUGGGUCAGGGUAUGUGAUCUCCAAGGAUAUCGUUGACUGGCUGGCAGGCAACUCCGGAAGGUUAAAGACCUAUCAGGGUGAAGAUGUCAGCAUGGGCAUUUGGAUGGCAGCCAUAGGCCCUAAAAGACACCAGGACAGCCUGUGGCUGUGUGAGAAAACCUGUGAGACAGGAAUGCUGUCUUCUCCUCAGUAUUCACCACAAGAGCUGAGCAGACUAUGGGAACUUAAGGAACUGUGUGGGGAUCCUUGUCAGUGUGAAGCAAAAGUGUAGUGAUCCUCAAAGACCAGGAACUGUAAGUCUAAGGAGACCUCGUGGCUGGUAUUGAACUAUAAGCAAGCAGUAUGAUAUGACUAGUGUUUGCACAGAUCUUAAUGAAUCAACUGAUACUGUAGCAUAAGUUUUUAUUUGUAAAUUGGAAGAUUAUUUAAUACCAAAUUAUUUUAUAAAAAAUAUUACUAACUCCUGAUCACUGUUACUAAUUAGUAAUUCAUCAUUACCAUUUUUUGUUAAACCUGGCCAAAUUCAGAAAGUUGUAAUAACUCCAUUUGAAUCUCAAUCAGGAUGAUAAAAUAGCUCUGUAUAGCUUAAUUAGGCCAGAAAGAACGUACAAAGAUGCUGUGUGGCCCUGGGGCCACAUAUACCAAAGUCUGGGUUGCUGGAAAUACCAGUUUGUGGAUCUCUGACAUGGGCAAACUGGCCUUGAAAAGGAAAUACUGUAGCCUGAAGUUUGGAAUCUUGCUUUUAAAGAUGUUUAUUUACAUAUGUACCAUGUUUUCUUUUACCAUUUAAUGUAAAUCCUGAAUGUCUCAGCUUACUCUCACUAAACUGUUUUUGUGAGUAUGAGAAAAAGUAAACACCUCAGGGUUCAGUGUCACAGGGAAGUAGGGAAGGCACUCUGCCUUGCCUGAUGUUUACCUAAGCUUGAGGAGGUGGUAAUCUAUGGAAGAUAGGUUCAGUAUAAUGUAGGGGAAAGUAUGUUGUACAGAACACAAGAUGAGUUUCCUCAGUUUAAGGGACAUUUCUCAGAAUGACCAACCAAAUUACUGUAGUAAACUUUAAUAGUUAAGUAGCCCACAGCAGAUGUUAACUCCAAUCAGAUUUAGAGUAUUGUUUUUACUUCAUAUUUACAUCUUCACAUAUUGGAAUGCAGUAAGCUAGGAAAACAGGAGUAGAAAAAUCACUAGUAAUCAACGCCUUUAUUAUUCUAUUAAUAUACAACCAAAUGGUCCUUUCCCAACAAAACAUACAUCCUUUGUGAGGGCAGAGUUUUUGUUUCUGGUGUAUACAACAUUCCAGUCGCUAAACUCUUAGGGCUGGACUGUUACCAUCGCACUAGUAGACAAUCUCCAUUCUCCACAGAAUAAAACUGUAAUGACUGUAGGUCAUUUUCUAGUUCAAUUUCUCUGCCCGGCAUCUAAAAUUAGAACAGAAUGGGGAGGAGCCAGUAAGACAUCUAUAAUGCGUAGUAUACACGCCGACCUCCAAUGGCAGGUAGCUUGAAGAGUCAAAAUGCUGCCUCCAUUUAGAAUCUGUUAUGUAUGGCUCAUGGUACUAUGGAGAACUAAGCUUAGCAUAGCUUUGUGUUUUUGCUUAGCAACUUACCUUGGGACUUUCAUAGGACAACAGAAGUUCUGACACAGGAACUUUGAGAAGACGUGACAGCAGUCCCUUUACCUUUUGAAUUGUCAUGGAAUCUAUCAAAGAAAAGGAAAAUCCAUUUCUCUCAAAUGACGACUAUGUGUACAAACAGCUCAGGUGAGGCAGCCAUGAUCUGUCGUUUCUUAGCAUCAGUGUACCUAAGACACUAAGUGACAAAAGCUUGAGUCAUUCCACCAGUUGAUUCUUUUGGUAAACUGGGAAAUGGAGCCAAUGUUUGACCCAAGUGGUCUUGAUAGUGAGGUGUCAUACCAUUUCAGUAGCAUUUACUAUUUCUUCCUCAAUCUGAAUAACCAGAAAUAAUCAUUUCACUGAGGAGGAAAGAUAUAGGCCUUUGUGAUAACUUCCUGAUGGGUUACUGAAGAUCCCAUGAGUGGGGCCUUGAGGACACCUCUCAGCCUUAUUUUCCCUCUAGAAGAGAGCAUAGACUUAAGUGGUUGAUGAGGUCUCUCCCAGCAUGAGCAUCCGGUCACCAUCAGGAUGUGCACACACAUGACUACCAGGUAUGGGAAAGUAACUCAGAAAAACAAAUGCUCUGGUCUAUUCAGAACACACUAGGAACUUCUUUCCAAAGACAGGUUGUGGUGCACAGUGGAUAUUUUGAUUAAAGAUAUUAGUUUCUCUGAAGCUUUAGCUGAAAGUACAGCAAUAGUUUGGUGUCCCACAAAUAUCACAAUGUAGACAAUUAUUUUUCUAUAAAAAUCGUUUUUUUAUGAAAGCUGUGUUUUUAUGCAACUUGUGAUAAUAAAUCUUCUCUAUUUUAGAAUAAAA